This is a messenger RNA of Sparassis crispa, 2154 nucleotides long. RefSeq lists its product as hypothetical. The coding region runs from base 1 to 2154 and encodes 717 amino acids. Lineage: Eukaryota; Fungi; Basidiomycota; Agaricomycetes; Polyporales; Sparassidaceae. The transcript has 4 exons. The record is from RefSeq and is a predicted model, not a curated record.
AUGGCUUCAGAGGGCUCAAAGCAGGAUAUGAAUAAAAGCAGAGCUCAAGCACUGCAGGCUCUCCUGCAUUCUAUGUCACCGGAGGGCUCCUCGUCCUCCGGCAAUGGGAAGAACCUUACCACGGAACAAGUCAGAAAGAUAUCAGACAAACUAGGCGAAAUUUUGGGAGACGAGGAGCUCGGAGCGGACGGGGGACAACGCAGAAACGAGAAGGGUGAGCUGGUGAAUGAGGAGGGACUACCUAUAAUUGAUAUAAGAGAGCCCAUGGCAGAUGCAUCAUCGCCUAUCGCCUCUGCCAUUAGCCCAGAGCACAUAUUCGAUGACCCAGAUCUUCUUCCUCCCUGGGCCCUUUCCCCGGCUGAGAAGGCACGUAGACGUGCCGAGCGCGAACGCAUCCUCGAUUUAUUGGAGGAGGAGGAGCACCCCGAGCAGGAGCGCGACGAGGCGGCAAACCGCGAACGGUGGUUAGCGGAACUGGAGAGGAGGAAGGAGGCGGCGAAGGCAGAAAUGGACAGUCUGAAGAAGGCGCGGGAUCUGCAGAAGAAAAUGGGCAGGGCGCUUUUGCGGAAUGUGACGGAAACGAGGGAGCGGGAAGAGAAGGAGAGGGCGGAGAGGGAGAAGGAGGAACGCGAAGAGAGAGAGAAGAGGCUGAAGGUGAAGCCGAAGAAGAGUGUCUCAUUUGCGGAACCGCCCGUGAGCGAGGAGGAUGAGGUGGGGAAGAGCGAGACGAGAUCUGGCUGGGGAAGCGUCGCGCUGGGACGACUGGAGCGGAAGGGUAAGAGUCCGUUGAUGACGAAGGCUGAGAUGGACAAGCAGCCGAUGCGAAUGCAUGUCGUGGAGCGCCAUCCUGGUGCAAUGGGAGCUUCACAGUCGCAGGCCCUCUCCGACAACCAGGACUCGGACGAUGAGUCUGUACCUGGCUCACCCGUCCUUGCAGAUUCGGAUGAAGGGGAUGUUAUAAACUCUGACCACUCCGAGGACCAUGAGGAUCACCCAUCCGCGCAUUCUGAUUCCGAAGACAUCGAGGCGGAGCCAAAUGCCGAGGACGAGCCUGUGGUUUGGGAUGAGGAAGAACUCGAUUAUGCUCGUCACCAACGCGAGAUUGCACUGGCGUACUACGAGAAACGUGCUACUAUUACCUCCGAUGUGGCAAGCGCGAUGCGGGCACAUACCCACGAUGAAGCCGAGAACGACUGGGAUCAACCGGAAGUGCCAUUAGACGCAACAUUAGCGUCUGCUCCGCCGAAAUCUUCCAUCUCACGAUUCAAAGCAGAGCAUUCCUCUGGUACUUCAUCGUCCUCCCUGGCUUCCCACUCCCUUGGACCUUCAGUUCUACCUUCGUCGCAGUCCUCGUCUCUCAACCGUGCUGUUCGUAUGGGCAAGCUUGUUAACGGACAGCUUACGGGUGGUGAGCCGGGAGAUAGCGGAGACGAUGGGGAGAUGGAGGCGAGGGAAAUAUUGGAACUUCUGAGCAGAGGGCAGGUUAAAAAUGUCGGCCCGGAGGCGAACUCAACGCUCCCACAAGUGGGAAACAGCGUUUUCGCCGGUCCUUCCAACACUCAGCAUCGUGCUCCUGUUUCACCGGCGCUCGAGACAACGGCAGACGCGGAUGGUGCUAGCGCUCCACCGAAGUCCAAACCGUCUAAGGUAUCCAAAUUCAAGCUGGCACUCUCCCAGACCCAGUGGCGUUCUCCGGGAGCAGUGUCUCCUACCGUUUCGCCGAGCACGCCGAGCACGAUAGUCGAGCGCUCUUCUCCGAAGCUCGUAUCACCUCCUCUUCUUACACCCAUCGCGACACCCCCAAUUCCGUCAUCUCCAGGACGCAUGUCAAUCCCUUCAGGGGCCCGAGAACACAACACCGUUCUCUCCGCCGUGCAGCAGGGCCAGAUGCCGAGCAUGAUUGUCGAAUCACCUUCCUUGCCGACAUCGCAAGUGGUGAUCGACUCGCCAUCUUUCCAGACAUCCUCCUCGCACCAGGUGUUGUCGCCCAAGGGACCUGCUGCAAAUCGAUCCCCUCCUGGUACUUCUGUCAUUUCUGAGCAUCCUGCAAGUAUGAUGGCUGCCGAGGUUCGGGAGUCAACCAGUACCCCACUGCCAGGCGACGAGCUUAGGAAGGAAAGAAAGAUAUCUAGGUUCUUAGCAGAAAGAAGCUGA